Cornus florida is the source of this 2058-nucleotide messenger RNA. RefSeq names its product AP-2 complex subunit mu-like. Bases 364 to 1680 code for a protein of 438 amino acids. The transcript has 13 exons. Gene Ontology annotation, cellular component: clathrin adaptor complex; cytoplasmic vesicle. Gene Ontology annotation, biological process: endocytosis; intracellular protein transport. Lineage: Eukaryota; Viridiplantae; Streptophyta; Magnoliopsida; Cornales; Cornaceae. The record is from RefSeq and is a predicted model, not a curated record.
CAUCCCACCUCAAUCAUUCCCUUUAACCAAACAUAGCAUCAGUCCCACCCCUGUGCUGUUUGACUAAUGACAUUGAGGAGCAAAGUGAAAAACGAGAAGUGUCCGAGAACGCACGUGCCAACAGAGUAGAAUACAGCAACUAAACGAAGAUCAAUUGCGCUGACUGAAGACUCUUUCCUCGCUCGCAUUCACAACUCCAUAUACAAUCAAUAUACUUAUAAUCUCAUUUCUUUGAUUCAGAAUCGAAUUGGAAUAUCCUCAACAAAACCCUAGAUCUGAUCAUUUCUGAUUUGAUUGAUCUGUCGCUGAUAUUUUCGGUUGGAUCGUUUGUUGCUCAGAAUUUGGGUCCACUGGAUCGGAGAGAUGCCGGUGGCUGCUUCCGCUAUUUACUUCUUGAAUCUCCGUGGCGAUGUCCUCAUCAAUCGCCUCUAUCGCGAUGACGUUGGGGGAAAUAUGGUGGAUGCCUUCCGAAUGCAUAUAAUGCAAACGAAAGAACUUGGUACAUGUCCUGUGCGUCAGAUUGGAGGUUGCUCUUUCUUCUACAUGAGAAUAAGCAAUGUCUACAUUGUGAUUGUUGUUAGCAGCAAUGCCAACGUAGCUUGUGCAUUCAAGUUUGUUGUUGAGGCUGUUUCACUGUUUAAAUCUUAUUUUGGUGGGGCUUUUGAUGAAGAUGCCAUUCGUAAUAAUUUUGUUUUGAUUUAUGAGCUCUUGGAUGAGAUCAUGGACUUUGGUUAUCCUCAAAAUCUCUCUCCGGAAAUUUUGAAGCUUUACAUUACUCAGGAAGGAGUACGCUCACCUUUCUCAUCCAAGCCUACUGAUAAGCCAGUCCCAAAUGCAACUUUACAAGUUACGGGUGCUGUAGGAUGGCGUCGAGAGGGUCUUGCUUAUAAAAAGAACGAGGUGUUUCUUGAUAUUGUUGAAAGUGUUAAUCUUCUCAUGUCUUCAAAAGGUAGUGUUCUGCGAUGUGAUGUAACUGGUAAAAUUCUUAUGAAGUGCUUCCUUUCUGGAAUGCCUGAUUUGAAGUUGGGAUUGAAUGAUAAAAUUGGCCUCGAGAAAGAGUCCCAACUUAAAUCACGUCCUACAAAGAGUGGGAAAACCAUUGAGCUCGAUGAUGUUACUUUCCAUCAAUGUGUAAAUUUGACAAGGUUUAACUCAGAAAAGACAGUUAGUUUUGUGCCACCAGAUGGUGAAUUUGAGUUGAUGAAAUAUCGUAUCACCGAGGGAGUAAAUCUUCCAUUCCGGGUGUUGCCAACUAUUAAGGAACUGGGUCGGACACGAAUGGAAGUAAAUGUUAAGGUGAAGAGCGUAUUUGGAGCAAAAAUGUUUGCGCUUGGAGUUGUGAUUAAGAUUCCAGUACCAAAACAAACGGCAAAAACAAGUUUUCAAGUGACAUCAGGCCGAGCAAAGUACAAUGCAUCUAUUGAUUGCUUGGUGUGGAAGAUACGUAAAUUUCCUGGACAAACUGAGCCAACCUUAAGUGCAGAAGUAGAGUUGAUUUCCACGAUUGCAGAAAAGAAGUCUUGGACUAGGCCGCCAAUUCAGAUGGAAUUCCAGGUUCCUAUGUUUACAGCAUCUGGAUUACGUGUUCGUUUUCUCAAGGUUUGGGAGAAGAGUGGGUACAACACAGUUGAGUGGGUCCGCUAUAUUACCAAAGCUGGUUCAUACGAGAUUAGGUGCUAGAAACACAGGAAUUCUGUUGUGAAAUUUUCUUCGUCGGAGCUGUUGGGUGGAGAGCGGGAACAUGUUCAAGCUUGUGGACAAGGUAUAGUGACCUCCGCUACUCGUCCACAGACACGCAGCCCCACUAAUUGGCUGUUGUAUUAUUUGACGCAUUUGUUGAAUCGUCUAGGGCUCUGUCAAUAAUGCAACACUAUUGGAGAUCAUGUGUUGUAAAUGCUAGUCCUCCAUUAGGACUGGAACAGUAUACGUCUUCCUUUAUGAUACUUUGUGGUCUUAUUACUUUUUAAUUUGUGUUGUAAACCGUAGUCCUGAUAUAGGGUGAACUAUGUAAAUUUUAUGUUGUGCAUAUUUUGUGGUUGCUUUAUUGCUUUGAUUGGA